Colletotrichum fioriniae is the source of this 621-nucleotide messenger RNA. The record is from RefSeq and is a predicted model, not a curated record. Lineage: Eukaryota; Fungi; Ascomycota; Sordariomycetes; Glomerellales; Glomerellaceae.
AUGACCUCGGACCGUCUACCGGCUAUCGGAGGUCUCGCAAAGCAUAUGGCGGUCAGGCGAAAGUCGACCUACCUGGCAGGGAUAUGGGAAGAUUCCAUAAACGAUGACCUUAUUUGGAUCAUACGGACUACACUCAAAACCCCGAGACCAAGUCCCCGGACCGCACCGACAUGGUCUUGGGCUAGUGUUGACUCGAGCGUCGAUGUGUGGGACGCAGUGUUUGUCUGGGACCCCGACCUUGACUACGAAGAAGACUCCAGAGGCCUUUUUGAGCACUACAGCACCGUUCUGGACUGCCAGGUAGCUCCAUCAGGUGUGGACAAUUAUGGCGGCAUAGCCUACGGGCUCCUGAGAAUAUCCGGCCUCACAAUGGAGGGUGUACUUGAACGAGACACCGUGAUUCGUCACGGGAAGGAGACCGUGGUUCACUAUGUCGUUGUAUCGACCGGGCGGUUCCAUAUCCAUGCUGAUUACGUCUUGGAUAGCCCUGGUCCAGACCAAGUUCUUCCAGGCGCAGAUCUCCUCUGCCUCAGGAUGAGCUUCAUCCAAGAUGGACCGAGUGACAAUUUCAAGCUCAUUUCGCUGGUCCUGAGGGAAAGCAAGCAGCAACCUGCGACAUGA